UGAGAUGAGUGAAAACAUGCCAGUGUACUGAAAACUAAAGUAGAUAAAGGACACGUUUAACUAAAUAAGUCAAUAAAGUGCUUUAAAUAGGAACGUUCAAGUUAGAAAUGUGUAUUUGGUUAUGUUUAGAACAUGGAUUUAUUUUUAUUUUUAAUAACGAUAUUUUGUCUUCCAUUGAUUACAAAAACACAACCGUUUAUCGAUUGCUCUGGUAAGUCGUUUCUUUGCGAGAAUUCGACACAUUUUACAAUAUGUGUAGACGUCGGUGGGGGUGUGUCUAUGACAGUUGGGAAUAUUGUGUUGUCAUGCCCACCUACAACGUUUUGCGAUGAAAAUAACACUUUCGAAUGUGAAUAUCGAACAUCGACAUCAAUUACACCUAUCCCUACUUCCCAAGGUACUGAUAUAACUACAGAGACAACCGAAGCACGUCUUACGACAAACAUUUACGACGAAUUUCUUUUUACAAGUGACUCUCAACAGGCUGAGGAAAAUACUGUUUUCCCAACACAACAAAAAUAUAUAAUCCCAGGCAAUGCGAAUGUGAUAUUCGACGAUACAGACAAUGCUGUACUUGUUUAUGGCAAUAUCGAUAGUGAAUUGGUAAAUAGUACCUCAAUAAAUGAAAAAAUAACAAAAAAUGUAAAUGUUACGAAUAGUGAGAACAUCAACGAUGUGAAAAAUAAAAUUAAUGACAUGAAUCAGAAAUUUACAAGAAGAGAUAAAGAACCUACACCAAAGCUUGAAGAGUCACGUAAUGAAUUAAGCACAGAUACCACUGAUAAAAUGAUGACAUCAUUUAGUGAAAUACCUAGCGAUAGUGUUACCACAGAAGAAUCCUCUACCCUAGAAUAUGUAACUAACACAAAAAACAUUGAAAUUUCAGCGACAACAUCAAUUUCUCUUCCAGAUAUUGGAAGUGAACUCUCAAAUAUUACUCAUAAUUCGUCAAACCUAAAAAAUAUAUCUGAAAACAUUAUCAAAAACAACAAAACUAUAGAUAUAGAUACCAAUUUCACAGUAAAUAAACUAGCUGACAAUGAAUUAAGUUCAAUAAUAAUCGAAAGAUCUCCUUUUAAUGCAUUAGAAUCUAAUUCAAACCUCUCAAAUGCAGUUGGCAAUGAUGUUAAUACUUCCCAUAAUGAUGAAAUAAUUACAGACAAAGCGAAAGAAUUGUUAAAUAUGGCAACGGAAAGCUAUAUCCAAAAUACUACAUACUCAAGAGAUAUUUCCCCCAACUUUUCUGCGCAUCUUAAUGAAACAAUUUCUACAUUACCGGAGGAAAGUGUAAUAUUAACAACUUCAACACCGGUUAAAAUUGCGACAUCGAACUUGAAUACACCAACGGAAAUUUACGCUCAAAACGAUGUAUUUUCAAGAGGUAUUGUUCUUCCAGACUCUGUAGAUUUCAAUUCAGCAGGCAAUGUAUUAAAAAUAACAACUUUAAGAAGCGACAAGUUAGGGGAUAAUGAGAACAUCAUAUAUUUUGAAGAUCUGGUACAUCCUACAACGAAGGUUGACAAUGUUACAUCACAUAUGAGUACGACAACCAAAACGUAUAGUCUAAACGGCAUAAUGCCAAAUCCUAUAAUUCCUCCGGAAUCUUCAGAAUUAGAUAUCACUUUCGGCGAUAUAUUAAAAGUUAACAAAGAUAUUACCGAUUUACAAACACCUAAACAGCUUUAUUUCACAGAAAAAGCUGUUUUAAAUUCUACCAUAAAACCUGAUAACCAAGAGAGUUCAAAAACCACCAAUUAUAGCUCUUUUGAUAACGACUUACAUAUAAAACUUGGUAAAUACAUAAAUAAGUUUAACUUUGAUGUACGUAAUAGUACCGGCCAAGACACUAUAACGGACAAGAAUUUCCAGAUCAGAAAUAAAAAUACAAACACGGCCAACAUAGACAGUGAGAGUAGUAACGUCAGUACAGAUGUUAAUACUGAAAUAAUUACAGAUAAAACAAUAUUAGGUAUGGAAACACUAAAUAGUACAUUAUAUACAGACGUAGAAACAAUAACUGAAUUUACUACAGAAAAUGUAGUUACAUUGCAACAAACAAAAAGUUACCAAACGACUUUGAGAAGCAACGAUUUAGGAGAAAUUAAGAAUACAUUUUUUGAGGAUACAGAUUAUAGUGUACUCUUAUUUCCUGCAAGCACAGUUGAAACUCUGGUAACGGAAUUGAGUACAACACCGAAAACAUAUAUUCAAAAUGACAUUAUUACAAAUCCUAUUAUUCCGAAUGAUUAUCCUGACUCCGAUAUCAGUUUUGAUGACUUAAUAAAGGGAAACGAGGAUUUUAUUGAAUUAAAAUCACCUUUACAAAUACCUUUUACAGAUCGUCCUAUUUCAGAUAUUACCGGAAGAUCUGAAAGUCGGGAAAGUUUAAGAAAUUUCAGGUCCACUUCGCAAAAUAAUUCAUCAAAUUACGACAUAAUAUCUAAUUCUAGUGAAAAAGUGACUAAAACCAAUGAUAUAUUUGAUAGAACUGAGACAAUAACUCAUAAUAUUUCUAUUACUAAUGUAACAGACCCCCAUGACCAUUUUGUAAAUAAUGAAGCAGUUAUCGUAGCGAACAAAAGUACAAACAAAGAAUUGUUAUUAAACAAAACUAAUACUACGUUAAACUUUACUUUACUCUUCCCAAAUACAAAAAAUGUAUUAAAUACGGCUAAGAUACGUAAGGAAAUUAUUGAGAAAAUUCCAAACGCAGAUGAAAUUAUUAGUCCGAGAUAUAACUUAACUAAUCACGGAUUAAAUAUAACUACAGAUCUUGAUGUUAAAAAUUAUACCGAAUCAAAUAAAACUCAGUAUUCAUUAGGAGAUGAAAAGAGAGUAAUAGAUAAAGUACUAUUGUCUAACGUGUUAUUAAAGAAUGUCACCGGAUAUUUCCAAAAUCUGAACGAAAAAGACAUUGAAGAAGGUAAAAAGGUUAUGAAAUUGUCAUCGUCAACGUCCUCAAAUUCGUCUUCUUCGUCAUCAUCAUCAUCCAGUGAUAAGAAGAAAAAUAAAAGCAACAAAAAGUCCACCAAAAAAUUAUCUAAUAAUACAAAUGGUUUCAAAUGUAACGAAGAAGGCAAAUUUGUAGAUCCUAAUAAUUGUAGGAAAUAUUAUAUAUGCUCCAAAACAUCAAAGUCUGUACUACGUCGUAAGAGAAAGAAGUGUGAUUCGGAUGAGGUUUUCGACGAUGAUAAAAAGAAAUGCGUUGACGAAGACAGUUACGAAUGUAAAUAA
Papilio machaon (common yellow swallowtail) is the source of this 3234-nucleotide messenger RNA. RefSeq names its product merozoite surface protein 1-like. The record is from RefSeq and is a predicted model, not a curated record. Lineage: Eukaryota; Metazoa; Arthropoda; Insecta; Lepidoptera; Papilionidae. The transcript has 3 exons. Gene Ontology annotation, molecular function: chitin binding. Gene Ontology annotation, cellular component: extracellular region. The coding region runs from base 133 to 3234 and encodes 1033 amino acids.